AUGGAUACCGAAGUGUUGAACAUUUUGGUCACUAAUAUAACUCUUCCUUUGUGUCCAAACACAACCAUUGAAAGCAUUGAAAACAAUACAUCAAAACAAUAUAUAUGUAUAUCUAGCAACUGGUCGACAGAAAGUGAUACACAAUUAAUAGAUACAGAGAUAUAUGAACCGCCUUUCCAUUUAUGGCAAACAAUAUUUAUAGCUACAUGUAUAGGCAUUUGCAUUAUUUUGACAGUUUUAGGUAAUAUUCUUGUAUUGACAGCAUUUGUUGUUGAGAGAGCCAUCCGACAGCCCAGCAAUUACUUCAUCUGUUCUCUGGCCGUAUCAGAUCUGCUCAUAGGAAUCAUAUCAAUGCCCUUCUAUGCGGUAUAUGUUUUGGUGGGCCGUUGGGAAUUGGGUGCUAUUCCUUGUGAUUUAUGGCUGGCAACUGAUCACACAGUGUGUCUCGUCUCUAUUUAUACGGUUUUAUUGAUAACUAUUGAUAGAUAUUGUUCAGUAAGAAUUGCAGCUAAAUAUAGGAAUUGGCGGACAAAACGAAAGGUUUUAUGGAUGGUUACCAUCACAUGGAUUGUACCGUUUUUAGUCUUCUUUAUCAGUAUCAUGGGUUGGGAGCACUUCGUUGGCAAACGAGAGUUAGAGCCCUAUGAAUGCGCCGUUCAGUUCCUUAAGAAUCCUGUUUUCAAUACAUCUUUAAUUAUCGGAUAUUUUUAUGUUACAAUUAUUGUACUUUUUAUAUUAUAUGGAGGCAUAUAUAAAACAGCCAGCGAUAUGGCUCGUAAAGCUGAGGCCAAACAAAAAAAGAUGCAAACAUUAGUGGCUAUGAGUCGACCAAAUGAGACCCGACCAGGUAUUGUCAUCUCUAAAACUCAAAGCACUCUUUUAAGUCAAGACAAACCUAAAGGUCAGACAGCGGCCACUGGACUCACGGAACAACAUGAAGACAGCGGCGCACACAAUGCCGUCAAGAAUUUAGAAACAACCAGUUUUAAUGAUAAAAAAGAUAACUCAGAUCAGGACAGAUCCAGUUCACCCAUAUUUGACUCCGACGAAGAUUCGCUUCCAACACAACAUUCAGCACCAGUUAAACCUAAAGUUAAAAAAGUGACAAAAGUGACCAAAAGUGGAAAACAUAAAAUUAAUGCUAAUAUCGGUAGAAAAAGUACUACUAUUGAAGCUAUCAUUCAACCGCAGUCAACAUUAACGGCACUUAUACCCAGGUCUCCAAUUAUCACGUCAUCAAAUAAAUUAGAUAUCAUUCCUCCAUUUAAAGACAAUUCAUUAAAGUCUUCAAAAGGAGAAUUGAAAAAAAUUAGUGAAUUGGGAUCAAAACAUACAAGUUUUGAUAAUGAAAGUCUUGUAUUUGAUGACACGGACUUAUCAUAUAAUAAUCAUCGAAGACCGGAACCGCCUUCAACUUUAGAUAUUAAGCCCAUCAUUAACGAAGAACCACCCAUUCCUUUGGAAGCAAAUGAAUUUGGUUUUAUUGAUCAGGAAAACGGUAUUUCCAUCGAGUCUUCCAAAGUCACUGAUUUAUCUAUCAAUAAAAUUCAACAACAGGGCAAUAGUGAUGUCAAAAGUGUACGUAAAUGUUAUACAAAUAAGACAUGUGAAACAAGUGAUAACAAGUCAUCAUCACCUACCAGUGCAAAGCAAAUCACUUCAACCGGAAGAGUCACUACUUGUGUGGACUGCAAUCUAACAGACAAUUCAAAGACGACAACUCGUGUGUCAAAAAAUGAUGAAUUGCAGCCAAUUAUAGAUAAUGAGCCAUUGAAUAGCAUAUCAUUUAAAGAGCCCAAAGAGUGUCCCGUCAAUGCCAACCCUAUGACCAACUGUGGAGGUAAUGAAGUGGACAUAAGUAAAGCUCCUUUAGCUCAGAGUCUGAGCAAAAGAUUACGAAACGGAAAGCGAAAUAAAGAGAAGAGACAGAAGUCUAAGUCCGAGAAUAGGGCGCGAAAAGCAUUGAGAACUAUAUCUUUCAUUUUAGGCGCUUUCGUCCUUUGCUGGACUCCUUAUCACAUCACAGCUCUUGUCGAGGGUUUCUGCAGAGAUCGCAUCAAUGGAUGCGUUAAUCACCAUCUCUUUUAUUUCACUUAUUUUCUCUGCUAUGCCAAUAGUCCACUUAACCCAUUUUGUUACGCCCUUAUGAACCAACAAUUCAAAAAAGCUUUCGUUAGAGUUUUGAAAGGAGAUCUACACAGAACUUAA
Molecule: messenger RNA, 2208 nt
Organism: Oppia nitens
Lineage: Eukaryota; Metazoa; Arthropoda; Arachnida; Sarcoptiformes; Oppiidae
Product: muscarinic acetylcholine receptor M5-like
Exons: 2
Coding region: 1-2208 (735 amino acids)
Biological process (GO): adenylate cyclase-activating adrenergic receptor signaling pathway
Cellular component (GO): plasma membrane
Molecular function (GO): G protein-coupled acetylcholine receptor activity
Source: RefSeq, a predicted model, not a curated record